AUAGGGCAGCCAGACAGGGUCAACAAUCUCAUCAACAUAAAAAAAUCAAAAAACGUAACAACAACAACGAGCUUGUCCGUCCUCCAAACAAAAUUCCUUGCGGUGCCAAACAGGAAUCUUGGCCGGAGCCAAGGGAAAAUUGAUUGAAUCUAUCGGAAUAUACCUACCUAGUCAAAGUAUCUGUGUGAAAACAAGCGAAGUUUGAACCACCACAUAUCCCAAAGAUGACCACAAUCAACGAUCUUCCGAACGAGCUGCUCCUUGUGAUUUUCCAACAGAUUGAGGGUAAGAAGCACCUCGCCCUUACCUGCAAACUCUGGAAUGAGUUGAUUGUAAAUUUUCUGAAUCUGAAUAUCAAUCUCCUUAAUGAGGACCGUGUCCGGAGUUUUUUAGGCAUGGUUUUUACCCGCAGCUACCAACGCCUCAGCAUCGCCGGGAUUAUGCUGGUGGGGUCGGAGUUCAACUGGAUGGGUAGUUCACGACAGCUGAAAAGUGCACCAGUUAAGCGGGUGCGUUUGGGAAGUGAUCCGUACGUGUUGUUGCGCAAGUGUCUACAAGUGGUCCGCCAAUAUGAAGGCACCGUGCGGGAUAUGAGGUUGAACUUUGGGCCGAUUAUGGACAAAAGUUUGCUGGCAUUCUUGCCCAGGGGCGAGGAACCCAGUCCGUUGGAGUUUUUGAUGAUCGAGAUUGAUAGUUGGCACAUAAUGAAGAAGGAGGAUUGGAACGUUGAUCGAUUGGAGUUUAUUUCCGAAGAGGGAUUGCAGGAAAUUUCCGAGAUGCCGAAGCUCAAAAGUUUAAGGUACGACGACAGUCGCCUCAAAACAGACCGAACUGCCCGACGGAAGUUCUUUGACGCAAUCGCCCGGCACGCAAAAGCCAUAACAUCGAUAUCUCUGUCAUCCUCUUAUGCUUGUUAUUCGGAUUUCCGGAUUGUUCGAAGUUUUUCGACGCAGUUACAGGAGUUGACCUUCACCGUUUGGCCCAAAUUUGUAAAAGAUUUCUUCCAGCUUUCGUUUCCGGAAGUGAGAAUUCUCAAACUAGACUUCGACUGCACCACAAUACCAGAUCCGGCCCUUUUAUUCCAAAACCUCAAGUCACUCAUCGAUCUGACCGUUAGUAAUACCAACAAUGAGGAAUUCUUCCGGCGGGGCGUGUAUCGCCACGCUACAACCGUCGAGCGGUUGACCAUCAGUGAAAACCGAGACAUCACCAUGGACGGGCUGCAGGAUUUGAUCAAAUUGAAGGAAUUGCAACUCGAUUGCGAAAACACGUGGUUCGAAUUUGACGAGCAAAGUGCGGUGCCUUGCUCUUCGUCGUUGGAGAAGCUGGUGAUUGAACGGUGCACCAACGGCAUUCCCUUCUACAGCGCUUUGGCGGAAAGUGCUCCUCACAUUACGGAACUUCACAUCACCGGAGAUAAUACGUUUAACCAUGGGUGCCUUCGAGUCAUGUGCACCACAAUGACGAACAUACGCCGACUGAAGCUGACUCUAAUACCAUUUGCGGAAGACCCGGUUACCGAUAUGAGCUUGUGUUACAUCGGAAACCUCCGCAAACUGGAAUACCUCUCUUUGGAAUCCUACGAUGAUGAAGAUGCCAUCCAGAUUACUGGUUCUGGUUGGGUGUCAUUGCUGUGGGCGUCGGAUAUCCAACUCAGUGGCUUCGAUGAGAUUGAACUGCCGAACAUGUUGGACCUUGUGUUGAAUCCCAACCUACGGAACUUGACCUUGGAGCACUGUGGGCGUGACAAAACUGAUCGUAUAAUGGAAAUUGUGAGGAAGCUCAAGCAGCUGAUUACCGAUUCACGACCGCUACCACAUAUUGCGGUUACCAGCCUGUGGUAGGUUAGUAAAAGCAACAAACGCUAUUGCUCCCUCAUCAGAGAGCAGCACGAGCGCAAUGUUAUUUCCAGUAAUCUGAAUUUUUGAUGACGAGCAGUAUGGUUGAACUAUAUUCUUCCGUCAUACAAAUGGACGAUUUUUAAUCAAUUAUUUACGUACAUGUGAAUUAUAGGAGUUAAA
Messenger RNA from Aedes albopictus (Asian tiger mosquito), 2021 nucleotides. RefSeq lists its product as uncharacterized. The transcript has 4 exons. Bases 225 to 1844 code for a protein of 539 amino acids. Gene Ontology annotation, cellular component: SCF ubiquitin ligase complex. The record is from RefSeq and is a predicted model, not a curated record. Gene Ontology annotation, biological process: SCF-dependent proteasomal ubiquitin-dependent protein catabolic process. Gene Ontology annotation, molecular function: protein binding. Lineage: Eukaryota; Metazoa; Arthropoda; Insecta; Diptera; Culicidae.